AAUAAACCUGAUUUUAUGUUUUAGGGAUUGUCUGCUGACAGUGGGUUUGUUUGAAGGUUUGUUUGCUCUCAAUGUACCACUAGUCUUGACUCUUCUACCUAAACUACCCCACUAUGUGUUUGACCAUAAUGUACACCCGUUUAGAAGGAGCAAGGCACUAGAAUUUCUAAUGAUAUUUUGGAAAACAAAUCGCAUACUCCAAGACUCAGCUGAUGACCAUUUGGAUUUAAUGAGAAAAGUGUCAAAACGAUUGUACAAAGACUUCAUAAAGAUGUUGGAAGAACCUUUUGAUCGAGUACAGCCAAAGUUUGUGGCUUUUCUGAGGAAAGCCUUUUCUUUUAUUCAAAGCAAAAAUUGGCUACCUGAUGUUGAUUGGCAAAAUCUCUCGCAGUCCUUGACACAGUUCCAGAAAACUCACUGUGUGAAAUCAAAUGCCAGGAAAGGGACAAUGAAUGGUCAUGGCAAUGAUCACACUGAAGAUAUGGAAGUUGAGGUCAGUGAUGACCAGAAGCAAGAUGUAUCUCAAAGUGAAUCUGAAAAAGAGCUUGUGAAAGCAACUAAAGAAAAAGAAAAACUGAAUUCAGAAGAAGACGAAGUUGUGCAAGAUGAAGUUGUCGAAGAUGAAGAAAGUGUAGAAGAUGGUGUGACAAAUUCUACUGGAGAAGGAAAAUCAUCAGAAGAAAGUGAAGAACCGUUGAGUGAACCUGAAGAAGAACCACCCAGGAAAAAAUUAAAGAAAAAGUCUGACAAGAAAAAAAAUCAUGAAAAAAUUAAGCGUACACAACUAUUGAAAAAUAAUUCUAAAAAAAUGCGACUGGAAGCAAUGGCUGUUGGUUUGGAUGAGAAUAUAUUCAGUAAAUAUAAAAUGUUAAUGAACAACACUUCACCACCAUCUCCAGAUCGGUGAACUGAGUCACUCUCACAUUAGUAAAUUCUCACAUGAUGAGCUGCAACUGCCAAUUACUAACAUAUUUUUAAAGUUGUUAUUACUUAGAGUAUUUGAAGAUAUAGGUCAAAUAAAACAGUUCAAACUAGAUAACACUUGUUUCCUGUAUAUAAAUGUAUAGAACAUUUAAUAUAAUUGAACACUUAAAUUACAAGAUACCCAGCCAUAAUUGUAACUACAUAUUAAAUAAGUGUAGCUAAACUAAAGUAUGGUAACUUUUGUUUGCAAUAAAAUAAAGUUGAAAACGUUUAGGAAAAAGCAUGUAAUGUUGUUAAAGAAGAGAAUUUGUAGAUAUAAUUGUAUAUCUAUUCUUCUUUACUAUGAAUGAUUUGUUUGAUAUGUUCAACAUAUUUUAAUUAUUUAUUUCAGAUAAGGAUCUUUACUAAAGUAAAAUAAAUUAAGUAUUUUGUUUGUUUACGUAUACAGAGUAUAUUUUGUGCCACAUUAUACAACUGUAAACUUGUACAUACAAUAGAAAAUAUUAGCAAAUUAUGUAAAGUUAUUUUAUUAAUUGGUCUUGAGGUAAGUGUUAUUUACUUACUACAAGCAAGCAGUUCAAUUACCUUGGAAUAAAUGUUAUUUUUAUGUAAA
Molecule: messenger RNA, 1537 nt
Organism: Homalodisca vitripennis (glassy-winged sharpshooter)
Lineage: Eukaryota; Metazoa; Arthropoda; Insecta; Hemiptera; Cicadellidae
Exons: 3
Coding region: 170-907 (245 amino acids)
Source: RefSeq, a predicted model, not a curated record